Fomitopsis serialis is the source of this 1206-nucleotide messenger RNA. RefSeq lists its product as uncharacterized. NCBI's taxonomy places the organism in Eukaryota, Fungi, Basidiomycota, Agaricomycetes, Polyporales, Fomitopsidaceae. Bases 1 to 1206 code for a protein of 401 amino acids. The record is from RefSeq and is a predicted model, not a curated record. The transcript has 4 exons.
AUGGCGAUUCAGCUCGAACAUGGUGGGUAUGCUGAAGAGCCAGGCGACGACCGAACCGUCGAGACGGACAAGCCCCUUAGCGAGAGCCCGAAAGGCUCCGUCGCGUCCCUCCCGGCCGCUGACAACAGCGAGAAUGCCAAGGUGGCAGACACCUUGCGACGCAAACUCGACGACGCGAACGCAACGCUGGCCAGCAAAGAGAAGUCAGUGGCAUCUCUAGAAGAGCGUGUCAAUGACUUGAAUGCCUCGCUGGAUGCCGCGCGCGCGGAAACCGAGAGGCAUCAAUCAUCCCUAUCUGCGUCAGAGGGGGAGAAGGCUGCCGUGGAGAAGGAACGUUCCGAGCUGCAGCAGCGUUUGGGUACUGCAGAAUCCGAGCUUGAGAGAAGCCGCGUCGAGCUUGAUGCCACGCGUCGUGAGCUCGAGGGUGCCAAAGCGUCACUGGAGGAGCGUAUCGCGGCACUCGAUGCCGAACGGAAUCAUCGCUCGACAGUCGAGUCUGAGCUGAAAACCGUGCAGCUCGAGUGCGAGAUCUUGCAGGAGGCACACGCUCAAGCUCAGUCCGAGGCGCAGUCCAAAACCGCCGACCUAGAAGAGCUGACCACUCGUAUCGAGGCGCUGGAGGCCAAGUUCGCUUCGCUUCACGCUGAGCAAGAGGAGAAGUCGGCCCGGGUGGACGAGCUUGAGCGGCUGCUUUUGGACGCGCAGGUCUCUUACGAACAGUGCGCGUUCGAUCGCGCUACCGCCGAGGACCGCGUUCGGGCUCUCGAGCAGCGCCUCGCAGAGGUGUCAUCUGCGUUGCAGCAAGCAGUCGAGGAGGUUGGCAGGAAAGAAGAGGGUAUCCACGCCGCGCAGGAGGCUUCCACCUCACUUGCUAAGCAGUUGCAGGCUGCCCGUUCGAAGGCGGAGAAGAGCGAUGCGGUCAACAAUUUCCUCGAGAUUGAGAUCCAAGGUCUUCGCUCGCAGCUCGAGGAGUCUCACCAGCGGACGGAGGACGCAGAGCGGGCUCUCGAUGACGUACGGCGGCGGGCAGGCUUGGACAAGCAGGUCAACGACGCGACCAACAUGCGCCUCCGAAACGAGCUUGCAAAUGCUCGCGUUGCAUAUGCGUCUGUCCGGGAACAGUUCCAGGUCCUGGGCCGCCAUGCGACUGACAUCGAAGCCGCGGCGCGGAGACACAUGCAGGAGACGGGUUGUUGCAUACAAUGA